Molecule: messenger RNA, 1258 nt
Organism: Tuber aestivum (summer truffle)
Lineage: Eukaryota; Fungi; Ascomycota; Pezizomycetes; Pezizales; Tuberaceae
Source: the annotation of a GenBank genome assembly
AUGUCCACUCUCGCGGGAUCAUAUAUACGAACUGCCAGUGCAGUGCCGGCGCCAGCAGCAGCACCCGGGGCUGAUGACCUGCUCGAAAACAUCUGGGAGGACUUUGUCGAGAAAGGGAAGGAUAUCAUCAGCGGUGACGCCAAUAGCGCUUCCAUAGGAAGUAAGUCACUACUCACCCUAACUAAUACCAAUACCAAGCAUGCUGCUGGGUCAAAAAAACAAGAAAAAACUAACAAAUAUAAGCCCUCGAUCCAAAACUCCUCCCAAAUAUCCUCUACUUCGCCGAAUUCGCAGCAGCCGCAUACUGCGAUCCUAACCACGUAGUUGGCACGCAAGUCACCUGCACCGAGGGCGUAUGUCCAGAGAUAACUGCGAACAACAUCACCACGAUUCUAGAAUUCGCAAAGUCUGUCCUCCCUCCCCCCUCCCUCAUUCCCCUACUAACAUCCCAAAUAGUACCAAGGACGCCGACACAACAGGUCUAGUUGCCCGGGACGACACCACCAAAUCCAUCGUGUUAUCCAUCCGCGGCAGUAGCUCGCUGCGCAAUUGGUUGGCAAACGUGCAGGUAAAGCUCAAGGAUGUUCCCGAGGUAUGCCCCGAUUGCAAAGUGCAUAGCGGGUUCCACGAAGCCAUGCAGGAAGCGCUACCGGCCGUGUCGAAAAGCCUGGAUGAAUUGAGGAGGAGGAAUCCAGAGUAUACGGUUGUUGCCGUCGGGCACUCGCUCGGUGGGGCUAUAGCAACGUUGAUGGCAGAGGAGAUUAGGAGGGGGGGUGUGGAGGUUGAUUUGGUAUGUUGUUGAGCAAACCUUGGGAUGGCGGAGGUGGUGGUAGUUUUGUUGGCUGAUGGGGAGGUGCGAUAGUAUACAUUUGGUGCGCCAAGGGUCGGGAACGAAGCGCUAUCGGCUUUCAUUUCGAAGUCAGGGACUAACUUUCGCGUUACCCACACUAGUUAGUCCCCACCCUAAUCUUCUCCCUUCUUAUGUUAUGAUACGAUACUAAUAUUCCCCCCCCCCCCCCCCAACGAUGACCCAGUUCCCCGCCUCCCACCCGCAAUCCUCGGAUACCAGCACAUCUCACCAGAACACUGGAUCUCAAAAGACGACACGAAUGUCAAAGCUGCCGACAUCCAGAUCUUCGAGGGCGGAAUCAAUACCGGUGGUAACACCAACGGACCGAUAUCUCUGAACAUAGCAGCGCACUCGCAAUACCUUUUACCAGCGGGGAUUUCAACUUGCGCACCUUCUGGUUUCGAGUUU